UUUUGUCAAUUCGACACUAAAUUUUACCUCUUUGUCGAACCCUCGUUUUGAUAAUAAUUAUUUAAUCUUUGAUGAUGUGAGGAUAAAGGCUAGAUAAUAAAGACACUGCUAUUUGCAUUUUCUUCGGACUUCAGCUUGAUUUUUCUCCCUGUGCGCAAAAAGACUAGAGCGGACGCAAAUCUACUUUGUCUAUCUUCAGUAAUCUUCAGCACAUGCCUUAUUAUGUAAACAGUACUGUAUAGUGUGAGCAUAAAAUCUGCUUUGUGGAGCAUCGUAAUAUCGUGGGAGGAUGUGUCUCCAGAUGCAAUAAAAAAAUACUUGGCAUAAUUUAGGCCAGCUACCAUAUUUCAUGAUGAGGAUGAUAAAGAUGAUACCCGCGAAUUUGAAGGUUUUUGGACAUCACAAACUAAAGCAAUGGGUAAUAUAUCCUCAUCUGUGAAUGCAACAACUACAGUGCCUCCACUAACACAAACUUUAAAUAAAGAUAUGGAAAGUAAAGGUCACAUACCAGAAAACAUAGGAGGUGCUGCUGAUAAAUUAGGUUCCUGUCCUUAUAAACAUAAUGAGAAGGAAAUGCCACAAGCAAAGAGUGAAUGUCCUGUUACUGGAACUUCUGAUGAUGAUGUCAACCCCUACAAUAUGAUGCCGCCUAUGAAUCAGAAUCCAGCUCCUGAUCAACCAUUUCCUUUAUCCAAAGAUCGUGAAGCAUCAACUAUUCCUAAAGCUGGAUCUGAAAAUGAGGUUUGGGUGUAUCCAUCUCAGCAGAUGUUUUGGAAUGCAAUGCUUCGAAAAGGCUGGAGGUGGAAGGAAUCUGAUAUUUUCCCUAAUGAUAUGGCUCACAUUAUCCGAAUUCAUAAUGUAAAUAAUGAAGCCGCAUGGCAAGAAGUUCUUAAAUGGGAAGCAUUACAUGCUAAAGAGUGCUGUAAUCCUAAAUUAAAAAAGUUUGGUGGAAAAGCUAAAGAUUAUUCACCUAGAGCUAGAAUACGAAGUUUUCUUGGGUAUGAAUUACCAUUUGAUCGUCAUGACUGGAUUGUAGACAGAUGUGGCAAAGAAGUCCGUUAUGUUAUUGACUAUUAUGAUAGUGGUGAAGUAAAUGUACAAAAUGGAAGGUUUGCGAUACUGGAUGUUCGACCUGCUUUAGAUUCAUUUGGUGCUGUAUGGGAUCGUAUGAAAGUGGCAUGGUGGCGCUGGACAGCUACAGAAUCUGCAGAGUCUUAGGAUAUUUAUAAUUGAAAUAGGAGCAAAUUUAGUCAUUUGUAAAUGAUUCAAAUUUUAGUUUUAGGUAAAUUAUUGAAAGACAUGAAGUUUUCUGUUUAAAAAUAUAGAAAAUUCUAGAAAUAUAUAGAAAUAUAUUUAAAUAUUUGAUAAAAUUUUAAACUUAAGUUUUUUUUUUUUUUUUUUUUUUUUUUUUUUUUUUUUUUUAAAUAAAGCAAAAGGAAUGUAGAUAAAAAUUAAUCCGUUUUCAUCUGGAAGAAAGUUUUGGUAAUAAAAGUAGUGGGAGGCUCAUAUAUCAGCUGUUGUAUUUUUUUAUGAAUGAAAUUUAUUUUCAUGUUUUACAGGCAGUCUGAGAACAUGCAUUUUAAUACAUCCUUUCAAUAGUAUGUAUGAGUAUUUAUCCUGCAUAUGAAUCUGUUACAUAAGUUAAAAUUUUGUGGCACAUUACUUUUUUUUUCCAUUUAGUUUUAGUUAUGAAUUUUUUCUGUGUGUUUGUUUUUAUAACAAAUAAAUUCUAGAUGUAUGAUAAUAGUAGUAUGUAAAUUAAAAAUUUCUUGUCAUCCAUUAAAUCCAUUGUCAGAAACAAUUUAUUUGUUGAAAUUCUGAUUUAUUGUAGCUUCUUAAUGAAUGGAUAUUAUUUUAAUUUCCACAUUGAUCAUAAAUGCAUGUUGUAUUAAACUUCAGUCUGUCUUAUAUGGUAUUCACAAUUAAAUAUCAAAUUUUAAUUUAUGCUGUACAAUUUAUCUCUUGUUCUUAAGCAAUUAAGAAAAAUCAAUGGCUAAGCUUUUGCUUACGGAUAUAUAAGAUAUUUUUUAAUUAAUUUGUUAUAUUUAUUUAUUUUCUGAAUAGUUUUUAAAAAAAUAUGUGCAAGUUACUUAGAAAUGAAAUUUUGUAAUUAUCUUUAAAAAGGGGGGGAAUAAGAUUUUAAAAUUGAGACAGUUUUAGUUAUGCUUAAGAACUCAUAGUUUUUAAUAUACAUUGUUUUUGAAAUAAAAGGCUGUCUUUAUAAAAUAUAGUAGUAUUUUAUAGUAGUAUUUGUUAUGAAUUAUUAUUGCUGUAAUGAAGUAUAAAUUUUCUAGGAUAACUAUUUCUUUUUUUAUAGAUGAACUUUGUGUAGUCAACCUCCUUUCACUGUUGAAUCAUUGUACAUGUAUGGUUUGUAUUUUUUAGCAGUGAAUGAAACAAGCAAAGUGGUUCAGUUCUUAGUUUAUUUGCAUAGAAUUCUUAAAUAAAUGUUUUAUAAUAUCAUAUAAUUGGAAACACUGGGUAUAAUUUCUUAAUAUCUACACAAUAACUGAAAUCUGUUAAAAUAACAUGCCAAAUAAUAAUUAUGAGAGGUGUUAAGGCAACAAGAAUCAACAUAAUAUCCAUAAAUUUUGCAGCACUAGUUGCAAAGGUAAUCUAGAACUUUCUUUUUCAGCUGCAGAAGUGCAAGUGAUGAAAGAUAUAACAUUCUAUAUUUAAAGCUAGUCCUAUAAAUUUAUGAAUACGAUGCUGAUUCUUGAUGUCAUAACGCUUCCAAUAAUAGUUAACAUACUAAAAAAAAGUUUAAAAUUUUGCUUGUAAUACAUAUUAAAAUGUAAAUUUUGUAAUACAAUUUAAAAAAAAGUUAAUAAAAUUAGUCAUUACUAUA
Stegodyphus dumicola is the source of this 2848-nucleotide messenger RNA. It is a transcript of the gene Cchl, whose product is annotated as Cytochrome c heme lyase. Gene Ontology annotation, molecular function: holocytochrome-c synthase activity. NCBI's taxonomy places the organism in Eukaryota, Metazoa, Arthropoda, Arachnida, Araneae, Eresidae. Gene Ontology annotation, cellular component: mitochondrion. The record is from RefSeq and is a predicted model, not a curated record. Gene Ontology annotation, biological process: cytochrome c-heme linkage.